Cuscuta europaea is the source of this 2937-nucleotide messenger RNA. The record is from the annotation of a GenBank genome assembly. Lineage: Eukaryota; Viridiplantae; Streptophyta; Magnoliopsida; Solanales; Convolvulaceae.
CCACUUCUGACUUGCGUGGCUGCCAUAGAGACCUACGAAUUGUGAAGGCGAUUACAACUAGCCAAGGCGGCCGCCGGCCAGAUUCCAGAAGCGAGGUUGUUAGGGCCACAAGGGAUAGGCUGGAUAGCUACCGAUAACUCGGCAAGGUAGCAAAAGCUAAAAGCCCUACUACUUGUUCAAGUUUUUAUUUUGUUCCCACUUUUCCUUUAGUUGAUUAUACGAUUAUUGUUUACUUUUUAAUUUUGAAUUCUUCUACAUGUUUUAAAUUACUCCGACAGAAUUUAGAAAUUCAUAAUGACUCCUAUAAUCAGAAAAUACUAUCCAAGAGUUGUAGACAAAAGAACUGUUUUGAUACUAGAUUAAUAUGAAAAAUUGAAUUUCUAAGAGUUAUAGAAUCAGAAACUACUAUCCAGAAAAUACAGGAUAUGAAAAAUUGUAGACAAAAUAACUCGAGAGUUGAUACUAUCCAAAAAGUACUGUAUAUUGUUAUAAAAUUUGAUAUGUGGUACAAACUAUAAGUUUUUAUUUACCAUUAGCAUUGUUUUGGUAUUGAAUAAUGGGGCCUCUGAUUUUAUUUUGAACAGGGCCUUCAAUUUGUUAAGGCUGGCCCUGUUAAAAUGAAUAUAUGAUUAUUUGAUUAGUUUAUGAAUGGAUAAAUUGAUUUAAUUCAUGGUUGUUUCAUGUUUAUAAAUGAUUAUGAAUAGUUGAAAAAUAAUUAGUCUGUUGUUUGGAUGUUGAGCGUCAAUUCAUAUUCUUAAUUGUUGAUUGUUAUUAUUGAGUGUUGAUGUUAUAUUUUAUUGAUUUUUUUUGAGAGUUAUAUUUUGUUUAUUUUGUUAGUUAUAAAAUUUCAAUUAUAAUAAAAAUAGCUGAAUCUGGAUUGGAGAAAAAAGAGAGGAGAAGAUUAGAGAAAACAACAUUUUCAUUCAUUCAUUUCAUUCAUUUUCAUUUACCCCAGUGUCGCAAAGGCUCCCACCUACUGUGGGGUAAGGGGGGUCGGAUGUACACAGUCUUACCCCUGUACUAAAGAACAGAGAGAUUGUUUUUGGAUGACACAUAGUGAAAAUCGCGUCCAAAAUUGCAUGGACUGACUGCUGCUCCAUAACAAAGAAGCGCAGACAGUUUAGUGAGCCAUUUUGCUUUAUUCCAUCAUAAUCUCAAGUCGAAAAAUAAUGAAUUUUUGGCUCCAUUGCAAAUGAUGGAAAUAAGAUUAGAGAAAACAACACUAAAUAAAAAAGGUUCAAUGGAAAAGUUUAUUUUGUGAACAAGUCAAUUCUUGAAGGUUCUCUUCAAGAUGAGAACUCACAGGAGGAGAAUGCUUUAGCUACCGAAAAUGAAACGGUUUCACGGGAGGGGAAAAUUUAAGAGUUAUAAAAUUGGUAGUGAGCAGCCAAAAAAUGAUUUUGAAAGUGUGAUAGCACUUAUUUAACGAAUUCAAGUAUUUUCAUUAUUGUAAAGGUAUUGAAGUGUUAUUAUUUUGCAUGUUAAUUUAGAUGGAAAAGAUUACAAUUUCUUUGGAUUAAGCCUAUUUUAUAUAAUCUGCCACUCUCAAUUAUAUAGGACCGCCCCUUGCACCAAGAACCAUACUAUUGAUCUAGAGGAGCAGGCUAUGAGGAAUUCGACUGAUAAACAGAUGCUCUUGUAUGAGGGGAAUCAAGAGAGACCAAGGAUAGCUAUAAAAGAUUAUCUGAGCGAUCAUAUAAAGAAAAAGUACCAAAAGCUAGAGUAUAGUGGGACAGGACGUGUUAAUCGCCUAGACUGGUCGGACGAUGAAAUCAAGACUCUCGAGUUUCUUGAAGUGUCGAGCUAUAGACAUCUCAAUGAAGGGAAUAAAGUUGUUGUUUUAAAGUUGGCAAUGUCUGCACUAACUGAUGCAGUGAGUGCUGCUUCUGUAGGAGCAAUACUAUCAGUAGCUUGGCAAUUGGCUUCAUGUGAAGAUGAAAAAAGGCUUAUUUUCUUUGAUUCAAAGAUGAUGACUUGCACCCCAAAGCCAAUGCAGAAUUUGGAGGCUCGAGUGAUUAGAGAAGCUAAGCUACUGAUCGUAAGCCGUUUGAGAUGCCUCCUCAUCUGACACAUAAGGAUAUCGAAAAGUGCUGUGCAUAUAUGUGCACUGCUUUGCUGAGGUUAGCUGUCAAGGAUGAGGACAAUCUUAUACGAGCAUGGGAUUAUAUCUGUGACCAAUACAGAAACUUUUAUCGAGAUGAAAUUGCAUUUCGAAUUACACCUGAUCGAGAAUGCAUCGCUGGCAUAAGGAAUCUGUUGCAGACAAGAACUCUUCUCCGAAAUACUGUAGGAGUAUUUCUGUUAGCUUUUCAAGAGUUGGAAGGCAAAGACAAAAACCUGUGCAAAAUGUUGUAUGAGGUACAGAUGUGUUAUGUCGGCAUUCAUGCUUAUAGUCUGUUGCUGUAUUGCUCCGCCAGAUUAAAUGCACCCAUCAGUGAGUUUGCCACUUUGCUUGAGCAUCCUAAUACAAGUAAAUCAUUGGAAACUGUGCUUUAUAUACUUACCCAUUAUGAGUUCCCCAGUGAAGAGAGUAAAGAGAUGGCAGAAAAAGCAAAGACUUGGAGGAGUUCUCGCAAUGGUGUCCCACAAGAUUGGCGGAGGAGGAUUUGGAGAUGUAACAAAAAUAAGACCAAUUUCUGGGCUUAUAACUCAACAAAGAAAGUGGUUUGAGUUCGUUGCUGAUAAUGUAAUUGCACAUUGCUACGCUGCUGGAUGGGUUAAGGGGAGAACUAGUAAAGUACUUGUGAAGUCUUAAGAUCAAGUAUUCUUCAUUUUGUAAUUUAUUUAAUCGUAUCAUCUAAUAAUAAGUAAUAAAUAUUCUAUGGGGAAGAUCAAGUACUCAUCUAUUUUAUACUCCGUAAUAACACACACAUUUACUUACGGGAUUGUGCCAUAAUUGAUUAAGAAUAAAAUGGUUCUUAUGUCUUCGCCCUAAAA